AUGCAUGUUCUGUGGUGUAUUGUGCUAUUUUUUGUGGUGCAUACAUCAUAUGUUGUUGAUGCCAGCAGUUUUUUUAAUAGAUGGGAGAGCAGAGCGAGAUAUUGUGCAAGAAUGAAGCGUCUUUUAUUUGAUAUUAAUAAUCGUUUGGAGCAGGCAAAACGUGACGUCAAGCGUUCACUUGUAAAUGUUAGGGAGGAGGUUGUUAACUGUAGGAUACUUGACACCAGUGGUAGGAGUACUUUUGCAUGGGAGCGAAUAAAGAUACUGGAUGGGUACAAUGAUGCCAUCCUUCUUAUAAAACGCAAGGUUGAUGACCACGAAAAGAAGGUACACGAAUUGGUUGGCAACAUUAAAAAAGAAUGUGGCUUUUGGGUGUCUUUCACGCUAUUAUCUGAUGAGGUACACCGGUAUACAACUACCAAUUUGUUACAGGUCAAAUUUCUUACGGCAAGAAUUGAGGCUCUUAGUUUUGAUGCCAGGUAUUACGGGGAAAAUCUAAAAGAGGGAAUAUGCACUUUCCUUGAUCCUGGCACAGAAACCGACGAAAUGUCCACCGAAAAAGAGGUCAAUAGGACAAACAAAACAAAAAAUAGCAGUCCAACUUCCUUAGAGUCGCCCAAAACGCAAGGUACCCCCGUCACGCCUGGGGGUCUUGUCGACCCUAAAGAAGGUGCUGGAUCUGAGGAAAGUGCUGGACCUAAAGAAAGUGCUGGACCUAAAGAAAGUGCCGGACCCAAAGAAAGUACUGGACCUAAAGAAAGUGCUGGAUCUGAGGGAAGUGCUGGAUCUGAGGGAAGUGCUGGACCUAAAGAAAGUGCUGGACCUAAAGAAAGUGCUGGACCUAAAGAAGGUGCUGGACCUGAGGGAAGUGCUGGAUCUGAGGGAAGUGCUGGACCCAAAGAAAGUACUGGACCUAAAGAAAGUGCUGGAUCCAAAGAAAGUACUGGACCUAAAGAAAGUGCUGGACCUAAAGAAAGUGCCGGACCCAAAGAAAGUACUGGACCUAAAGAAAGUGCUGGAUCUGAGGGAAGUGCUGGAUCUGAGGGAAGUGCUGGACCCAAAGAAAGUGCUGGACCUAAAGAAAGUGCUGGACCUAAAGAAGGUGCUGGACCUGAGGGAAGUGCUGGAUCUGAGGGAAAUGCUGGAUCUGAGGGAAGUGCUGGAUCUGAGGGAAAUGCUGGACCCAAAGAAAGUGCUGGAUCUGAGGGAAGUGCUGGACCUAAAGAAGCUGCUGGACCUAAAGAAGGUGCUGGAUCUGAGGGAAGUGCUGGACCUAAAGAAGCUGCUGGACCCAAAGAAACUGCUGGACCCAAAGAAACUGCUGGACCCAAAGAAACUGCUGGACCCAAAGAAAGUGCUGGAUCUGAGGAAAGUGCUGGACCUAAAGAAACUGCUGGACCUAAAGAAAGUGCUGGAUCUGAGGGAAGUGCUGGACCUAAAGAAGCUGCUGGACCCAAAGAAACUGCUGGACCCAAAGAAAGUGCUGGAUCUGAGGGAAGUGCUGGACCUAAAGAAGCUGCUGGACCUAAAGAAGGUGCUGGAUCUGAGGGAAGUGCUGGACCUAAAGAAGCUGCUGGACCUAAAGAAAGUGCUGGACCCAAAGAAACUGCUGGACCCAAAGAAAGUGCUGGAUCUGAGGAAAGUGCUGGACCUAAAGAAACUGCUGGACCUAAAGAAAGUGCUGGAUCUGAGGGAAGUGCUGGACCUAAAGAAGCUGCUGGACCCAAAGAAACUGCUGGACCUAAAGAAAGUGCUGGACCUAAAGAAAGUGCUGGAUCUGAGGGAAGUGCUGGACCUAAAGAAGCUGCUGGACCUAAAGAAAGUGCCGGAUCUGAGGAAAGUGCUGGACCUAAAGAAACUGCUGGACCUAAAGAAAGUGCUGGAUCUGAGGGAAGUGCUGGACCUAAAGAAAGUGCUGGACCUAAAAAAACUGCUGGACCUAAAGAAAGUGCUGGACCUAAAGAAAGUGCUGGAUCUGAGGGAAGUGCUGGACCUAAAGAAAGUGCUGGACCUAAAAAAACUGCUGGACCUAAAGAAAGUCCUGGACCCAAAGAAACUGCUGGACCCAAAGAAAGUGCUGGAUCUGAGGAAAGUGCUGGACCUAAAGAAAGUGCUGGACCUAAAGAAACUGCUGAACCUAAAGAAGGUGCUGGAUCUGAGGGAAGUGCUGGACCUAAAGAAAGUGCUGGACCCAAAGAAAGUGCUGGACCCAAAGAAAGUGCUGGAUCUGAGGGAAGUGCUGGACCUAAAGAAACUGCUGAACCUAAAGAAGGUGCUGGAUCUGAGGGAAGUGCUGGACCUAAAGAAACUGCUGGACCUAAAGAAAGUGCUGGAUCUGAGGGAAGUGCUGGGCCUAAAGAAGCUGCUGGACCCAAAGAAACUGCUGGACCUAAAGAAGGUGCUGGAUCUGAGGAAAGUGUUGGACCUAAAGAAACUGCUGAACCUAAAGAAGGUGCUGGAUCUGAGGGAAGUGCUGGACCUAAAGAAAGUGCUGGACCUAAAGAAAGUGCUGGAUCUGAGGAAAGUGCUGGACCUAAAGAAACUGCUGGACCUAAAGAAAGUGCUGGAUCUGAGGGAAGUGCUGGACCUAAAGAAGCUGCUGGACCCAAAGAAACUGCUGGACCCAAAGAAAGUGCUGGAUCUGAGGGAAGUGCUGGACCUAAAGAAGCUGCUGGACCUAAAGAAGGUGCUGGAUCUGAGGGAAGUGCUGGACCUAAAGAAGCUGCUGGACCUAAAGAAAGUGCUGGACCCAAAGAAACUGCUGGACCCAAAGAAAGUGCUGGAUCUGAGGAAAGUGCUGGACCUAAAGAAACUGCUGGACCUAAAGAAAGUGCUGGAUCUGAGGGAAGUGCUGGACCUAAAGAAACUGCUGGACCUGAAGAAAGUGCUGGAUCUGAGGGAAGUGCUGGGCCUAAAGAAGCUGCUGGACCCAAAGAAACUGCUGGACCUAAAGAAGGUGCUGGAUCUGAGGAAAGUGUUGGACCUAAAGAAACUGCUGAACCUAAAGAAGGUGCUGGAUCUGAGGGAAGUGCUGGACCUAAAGAAAGUGCUGGACCUAAAGAAAGUGCUGGAUCUGAGGGAAGUGCUGGAUCUGAGGGAAAUGCUGGACCUAAAGAAGCUGCUGGACCCAAAGAAACUGCUGGACCCAAAGAAAGUGCUGGAUCUGAGGGAAGUGCUGGACCUAAAGAAACUGCUGGAUCCGUAGGUGCCGAGGGUGUGUCUGUGCAAUAA
Trypanosoma brucei brucei TREU927 is the source of this 3231-nucleotide messenger RNA. RefSeq lists its product as hypothetical. The transcript has a single exon. The record is from RefSeq and is a predicted model, not a curated record. Lineage: Eukaryota; Euglenozoa; Kinetoplastea; Trypanosomatida; Trypanosomatidae. The coding region runs from base 1 to 3231 and encodes 1076 amino acids.